UUCAUUUGUUUUUGCUCAAACUUCAAGAGGCAACAUGCAAGUUUAUGUGAUUGUGAUAUUCGCUUAUGGAGUGUCGGCUCUCAACGUCACAGAGGAGAAGGCGACAUGCCCCCUUGGAUAUUUCCCCUGUGGCAACCUGACCGUUUGCCUCCCUCAGCUCCUGCACUGCAACGGCAUUGACGACUGUGGAAAUCAAGCGGAUGAGGAGAACUGCGGGGAUAAUAACGGAUGGCCACAUCUUUUCGACAAAUACUUUGGAAUGCCAAGUCACAACGCGAGGACCAAGUCCAACGUGUGCUUGCUGGGUGUUUUUCCUGAGCUCUGCCAGUGCCGAGACCUGGAACUGGACUGUGACGGUGCUCAGUUUCAAGAUAUCCCAGCGGUGGCGACGAAUGUCACCAUGAUGUCGCUACAAAAGAACCGACUUCAGAAACUAAGAGCGAGCACGUUCUUUAAGUACCAGAGCCUACAGAAACUAUAUCUCCAGCACAACAAAAUUCGAGAUGUGAGUCCAGAUGCAUUCAGAGGGCUGUACAACCUAACACGACUAUACCUGAGCUACAACAAGAUUUCUGUCCUGAUGCCGGGUGUGUUCAGGGAUCUGCACAAGCUGGAGUGGUUGAUCUUAGAAAACAACAACAUCCAUCAGAUGUCGUCCAUGACGUUUUCAGGACUGAACUCUCUUGUGUUGCUGGUUCUGCUGAACAACACUUUGACAAAGCUGGAUGACAUCUGUCAGGAAAUGCCCAAAUUGAACUGGCUAGAUUUGGAGGGAAAUCUCAUUGAAACAAUUGGAAACGUCUCAUUCUGCUCAUGCAGCAUGCUGACGGUUCUGGUCUUACAGCGAAACAGGAUCAGCCAUAUACAUGAGCAGGCUUUCUCGGUCCUACAGAAGCUUGGAGAACUGGAUCUAUCCAGCAACAGACUGGUCGCAAUCCCUCCCAAUCUCUUUGUUCUAUUGGAGGAUUUGCUUCAACUAAACAUAUCAUACAAUCCCAUCGUAGAGCUCCAAGUUGACCACUUUGACAAGCUGCAUAAAUUGAAAUCAUUGAGCAUAGAGGGAAUAGAAAUUGGAAACAUACAGCGAAGGAUGUUUGAACCUCUCAAAUACUUGACCCACAUCUACUUCAAGAAGUUCCAGUACUGCGGCUAUGCUCCUCAUGUGCGCAGCUGCAAGCCCAACACCGACGGCAUCUCGUCCUUUGAGGACCUGCUGGCCAACAUUGUGCUGAGGGUCUUCGUCUGGGUCGUCUCCGCCACCACCUGCUUCGGCAACAUCUUCGUCAUCUGCAUGCGCUCUUACAUCCACUCCGAGAACAAACUCCACGCCAUGUGCAUCAUCUCCCUCUGCUGCGCAGAUGGGCUGAUGGGUAUCUACCUCUUCAUGAUUGGUGCGUACGACCUGAAGUUUCGAGGCGAGUACAACCGACACGCUCAGGCCUGGAUGGACAGCAGUCAAUGUCAGGUCAUUGGCUCUUUGGCCAUGUUGUCCACUGAAGUAUCCGUCCUGCUCCUGACUUAUCUGACUUUGGAGAAAUACAUCUGCAUCGUCUACCCUUUCCAAUACUUGACUCCUGGCUGGCGACGAACUGUCACCAUCCUUCUUGGGAUAUGGGUCUUCGGCUUUGUUGUAGCUUUCCUGCCGCUGGUCUGCAAGGGGUUAUUUCGAAACUUCUAUGGGACAAAUGGAGUCUGUUUUCCACUGCACUCUGAGCAGCCAGAGACAGUUUGGGCUCAUGUUUACUCCAUUGUCAUUUUUCUGGGUCUUAACCUGGUGGCAUUCCUCAUCAUCGUCCUCUCCUAUGCAAGCAUGUUUUAUAACAUCCAGAGAACAGGCACUCAGACCACUAAAUACAGCAACCACAUCAAAAAAGAGGUGACCAUUGCCAAAAGGUUCUUCUCUAUCGUCAUUACUGACUCCCUCUGCUGGAUCCCCAUUUUCGUCCUCAAGAUCUUGUCACUGCUGCAGGUGGAGAUUCCCGGCACCAUCUGCUCCUGGGUGGUCAUAUUUAUUCUCCCCAUCAACAGCGCCCUUAACCCCAUCCUUUAUACGCUGACCACACGGCCUUUCAAAGAGACCAUUCUGCAGGUGUGGGCUAACUACAGGCAGAGGAGGCCCCUGCUCAGCGGUCACCCGGCUCAGCAUCCGUCGCUCACGUGGCAGGAGAUGUGGCCCCUGCAGGAGAACUGCCACAGUGCCACCCAGGUGCAUCCAUUAGAGACGAAAGACACGCUAGCCAAGCUCACCCCCGUGGAAAAUACUAACGAUGGAUAUAAUGACGUUACCGUGCACGCAACGCAGCAGCCAAAGCAGCACACAGUGCUGUCAGUGUGCUCAACGAAACAAACAGUGCCGCAGACACUGACACAUUCCUACACGUACUCUCAAACAAAUGAACUCCUCUAA
Molecule: messenger RNA, 2407 nt
Organism: Stegastes partitus (bicolor damselfish)
Lineage: Eukaryota; Metazoa; Chordata; Actinopteri; Pomacentridae
Gene: rxfp1
Product: relaxin family peptide receptor 1
Exons: 18
Coding region: 35-2407 (790 amino acids)
Biological process (GO): adenylate cyclase-activating G protein-coupled receptor signaling pathway; hormone-mediated signaling pathway; activation of adenylate cyclase activity
Cellular component (GO): plasma membrane
Molecular function (GO): protein binding; G protein-coupled peptide receptor activity
Source: RefSeq, a predicted model, not a curated record